AUGGCCGAGACAGCUGACCAAUCCAUGACACCCGAAGAAUACAUCCUGCCCAACGAUGUCCAUCAGCUGUGGUUAUUAACGUGGGACGACAAACUCUGCAUGAGCCCGAUGCAGGAUAACGCAAAGCGAGUCCUUGACAUCGGCACUGGUACAGGCAUCUGGGCUAUGGAAUAUGCGGAUCUUCAUCCCGAGACCAUGGUCACCGGAGUCGACCUCAGUCCCAUCCAACCUGACUAUGUGCCCCCGAACUGCAUGUUUGAGAUCGACGACGUAGACAAGGAUUGGAGAUGGACGAUACCCUUCGACUUCAUCUUCGUGCGGCACAUGAACUCAUGCUUCAAGAGCUGGGAGAAGAUGCUGGCGCAGGCAUUCCAGCACCUCGAGCCUGGCGGCUACAUCGAGCUCCAGGACAACGCGUGGCCCAUCCUGUGCCCAGACGACUCCAUGCCCGAGACCAGCGCCAUCGCCAGGUGGUCCUCGCUGCUAGUCGAAGGCUGCAACAAGAUCGGAAGCUCAAUCGAUGUGCCGACACGUUUCAAGCAGCUGCUCGAGGAAGCAGGCUUCGAGGCCGUCGUCGAGCACAAGAGGAUCUGGCCCGUCAGCCCGUGGCCCGCGAAGAAGAAGCUGCGAGAGGCAGGCUGGUGGGUUCAGGCGGGGAGCUUGGCGGGUCUCGAGGCGUCUACGCUGGCCGUCUUCACGCGCGUGCUGGGCUGGACGGAGCAAGAUACGAAAGACUUUUGCGAGGAGGUGAGAGAGGAGUUGCUGAAUCGAUCGGUUCAUGCGUAUUGGGAAGUGUAA
Molecule: messenger RNA, 798 nt
Organism: Colletotrichum chrysophilum
Lineage: Eukaryota; Fungi; Ascomycota; Sordariomycetes; Glomerellales; Glomerellaceae
Exons: 6
Coding region: 1-798 (265 amino acids)
Molecular function (GO): methyltransferase activity
Source: RefSeq, a predicted model, not a curated record